Messenger RNA from Plasmodium knowlesi strain H, 219 nucleotides. RefSeq names its product conserved Plasmodium protein, unknown function. Lineage: Eukaryota; Apicomplexa; Aconoidasida; Haemosporida; Plasmodiidae. The transcript is spliced from 2 exons. The coding region runs from base 1 to 219 and encodes 72 amino acids. The record is from RefSeq and is a predicted model, not a curated record.
AUGAGUGAAUCACCAAGCUACGACCCCAAAGUUGCUGCCACCUUGUAUGACACCUUCGGAGACUAUAUGGUGAAACCAACCGUUGUAGGUGAAUGCUCAUGCAGUUAUGCCCUGAACGUUUUUCUGGGAUUGAUGUUAUUCAAUGUGAUGUUAUACUUGUCCUACAUCGUUGGUAAAAAGGAAAUCUUCCAAAAACUUAAAUACCACGGAUAUUAUUAA